Colletotrichum tamarilloi is the source of this 390-nucleotide messenger RNA. RefSeq lists its product as uncharacterized. The record is from RefSeq and is a predicted model, not a curated record. NCBI's taxonomy places the organism in Eukaryota, Fungi, Ascomycota, Sordariomycetes, Glomerellales, Glomerellaceae. Bases 1 to 390 code for a protein of 129 amino acids. The transcript has 2 exons.
AUGAAGACGCUUCAAUCAAGGAUUGUAAAUGCAGCCACUCUUGAACGGCGCCUUGCGAGAAGGAGAAGGAGCGAUUCAAUCGAGGUCAACAAAGCCCUGAGGCGGAGUUGCGAAUCUUCAGCAAGCUCGGACCUUCAUGGCUCCAGUCUUGAUAGUCAUCGAGAGACCUUGUCUGUUGCUACGGACUACUUCACUUCUUUAUCUGACGCGGACUUGACCUACCCGGCACGAGCAGAUGUUCCAACUCAGACAUCCACUCCUGUAGAUUCCACCCCACUGCCUAUCAUCGCCAACGAUGCCUUCAACUACACGGGCGUGCUUCCGACGUUGCCGGCUCAGGCGCUUGACACCUUUCGGGAUAUUGGGCCCUUAAUGAGAGCUGAUCUGUGA